This is a messenger RNA of Mizuhopecten yessoensis (Yesso scallop), 12773 nucleotides long. RefSeq names its product dystonin-like. The coding region runs from base 296 to 10816 and encodes 3506 amino acids. The record is from RefSeq and is a predicted model, not a curated record. Gene Ontology annotation, cellular component: cytoskeleton; cytoplasm; intermediate filament. The transcript is spliced from 53 exons. Gene Ontology annotation, biological process: intermediate filament cytoskeleton organization; wound healing. NCBI's taxonomy places the organism in Eukaryota, Metazoa, Mollusca, Bivalvia, Pectinida, Pectinidae. Gene Ontology annotation, molecular function: structural molecule activity; microtubule binding; calcium ion binding.
ACACCGUGGACAGGUAUAGUUGCCGUAAGUGUGUACAGGGAUGGGUGUGUGCUGGCUCUCAGUACAGUAGUAGCCUUAACUAUUGGAAUAUUUAGCUUACUGACCAGACAGGUAAACUUGCGAUACCAGUCAAUCAUAUUCGCACACCUGCCCUCGCAUGUAAAGGUAACACAAGUUGGGAUUUACUUCUGGAAAUUGUGUCAAAAUCUCUUGGAUAUACAUCAUUUAAAGUCAUCUGAAAUUCAAGGACAAAGAUGGCUUUAAGGCAGGAACUGUGAUCAUAUACAGUUAAAACAUGGGAUCCCGACGGGACGGUGGAGGACCCGAUCAGUAUAUUGGGAUUAUAAAAGACAAACAGAAACUAGUCCAAGAGAUUCCGUUUAGCAAUAACUACAUCGGAAUCCAACAAGCGCUUGAAGAGACCAAAGAGAGGACCGACCAAAUCAAGAGCAUCAAGCGGAAGGUGGACGAAGUAAAGAGAGCUAGACGGAGAAAACCGAGUGUGAGCCAUGCUCAAGACUGUCAAAACUUGGAACAAGAAUACGUCACACUCGAGGACCAGGCGUUGCAGAAGAAGCGUUGCCUGGAAACGCUGCUGUAUGUAAAUGAAGUCGAGGACGUUCUACAGAAUGUCCAAUCAGAAUUUGAGGAGCGUGCCCUCUACCUGACAGAGCGCAAGAAAGUCUUCGAGAGUGUAUAUAGAGAAGAUGAUGUCGAAGCUUCGGCACGCAUGCACAAAGAUUGUGUAUACGCGUUACAUCAUAGCUGGGAAUGGCUGACAGAGGUAUCCGGCUGUAUACAUCAACAUAUACGUCACGCCGGAGAAUACCACAGGUUUUACCAUGACAUCCAGUUCCUAGACGAAGACAUGAAGUAUUACAUGGGCUUAAUGAACAGUGAACGCAUGAGGUCAAAGGUCGAGACAAGAGAACCAGAAGUCUUCAUAAACCACCUCAAGGACGUCACAAGACGGCUGUUAGAUUUCCAGGCACGUGUCGAUCGCCUGAGUGACACUAGUACCUCCGUUUAUCCAGUACAUCUCAGAAGGGACACGCCCGUCUACCCCACCAAAGUCAAAUCCCUGGUGGCCUACAGACACCAGGAGAUAACACUUGAAGCUGGUGAAGAGUGCUUCCUCCUAGACAACUCGGAUGCGAGUAGAUGGCAGAUCCGCAGUAAAAGUGGAGCGGAAGCGGAAGUACCCGGGGUUAUACUUGUCAUCCCUCCCCCUGAAAAAAAGGCGAUUAUAGAAGCACACAGAAUAAAGGAACAGAUGAUUGUCCAUUGGGACACAACACUGAAGCGUCUUCGGACCCAGCUAACCCAAUUCUUGACCAACAGCAUUGACGACACGCCCUCCUCAGAGAUGGGCAAUAUUUCUACCUCUCAAAAAGCCGACCUCAUGAAGUUGAUGAAUGAGGCUGUUCAACUACUGCGCCCCCUAACGGCGGACGACCCUGACUUCCGGGACAUGAUGUCAAACGUCACCAAAUUCCGGAAAGUCCUCAGUCAGGUCAAACCAGGAGACAAUGACACUUCCAGCGGUUCAGCACAAAGGUGGCGAUGUAACGGCAAGGUGCUCACCCAUUACAAGGACCUACUCACCUAUGCUAAAUCUUAUAAAGAGCACGUGGCUUCCAUGCGUGAACAAGAGAAACUCCUCAUAAGGGAAAAUACAGAAACAGUGUUCAGUUCAAAGGCUUAUUUCGAAAGGGCAUUACCAUUAGUGGACGUUGAUCUCACGACGAAGGAAACUGUAUGGAGCUCAAUCAAAUCGGAUAUCUAUAUACAUGAACGCCAAAAGGGCGGGCGACCAGUGGCGCCCCCUCGAAAGAGGAGACAACUGAAACGGGUUGUGUCUGUAGCCACUACAGGAGAAUCUGUGGCAGACCUUCCCGACUCUGUAGAGGAGAGUUCCUCCUUCGUCAUGACCGGUGUCCUUGACCCAAGAACACGACAGAAGAUGAGCGUGUUCCAAGCCAUGUCACAAGGGAUACUGGAUCCGGUGCAUGGGAAAUAUAUUAACCCAGACACGGGGGAAACAAUGUCAAUACCGGAAGCAAUACACAAGGGUCUGAUCCAGGUGGACUAUAGGGAACACUUGACAAAUGGUGGAAUGAACGGGGAUGGGUUCUCCCCACUCAGGAAUACCAUGGACACAAAGAUAUUCCCCGUGGCAGGUGUUGUAGAUCCAAGGACAGGAGAGUGGAUCGGUGUCAAGGAAGCUAUCUCCGCCGGUAUAUUAGAUCCUAGUAACGGAAAGUACCGGAAUAUUGUUACGGGUGAGGAAGUUGACCUUUUGGAAGCUGUACAGAACGGUUAUCUUGUAGUUGACCCGGCCCUAUUAGAUGGAUACGACGGUAGUACACCGUUCACGUUUGUGGAGUUUACAGACGUGUCAUACAGGGUAACAGGAGUUAUCGACCCUACCACUGGCCAAGAGGUAUCGCUGAAACAGGCGAUCACUGCCGGCUAUAUUGACGAGGCUAACUCGUUAUACAGGAAUCCACACACCGGCGAAGAAAUUCCGCUAGAGGACGCUAUCAGACAGGGUCUUGUUAAAUGCCAACCAUUACGAUCCUCAGAAAAGGCAGAUCCGAAUGAGGUUCUCACAGUGCAACAACUACAGGUCAAACAACAAAAGUUUGUUUCCGGUGAUGGCGAUAACGUUGAUGGCUUCGAUGAACUUGACGGACUCAGAAAUAAUCCGAAUCGUGCCAUGUACGAUAAAGUUAGAAAAUAUUUCGAUCCGAACGAGAGAACAGUAAUCGACCCAAGUGAUAACUUACCCAUUUCACUUGAGGAAGCUUUCGAAAAAGACAUCAUAGAUUUUGCCAAGGGUGAAUUCAAAACAUCAAAUGGUGAAAAAUUAUCGUUAGAACAAGCUGCUUCCAGGAAUUUAAUAGAACCAGAACUUUUGAAAGAAAUUCUAGAAGCAUACAAAGAAAAUAGUUUGGGUGAAUUGAUUGACUCCGGUAGAUUUGAUGGGGAGACUGGACUUGUGACAGAUCCAAAGAGCGGGCAUUCAUUAUCCCUUCAAGCCGCCAUUGCUCAGAAACUUGUAGACCCAAAUCUGAUCUUCCUCUAUGACAUGCCGUCCCAAAAACUGAUAAGUUUGGCCACGGCAAUAGAGGAAGGUCGGUAUGACCUCACAACUGGUCAGUAUUGCAACCCGCUCACAGGAGAACUACUUUCACUUUCGCAAGCAGAGAAAGUAGGUCUCGUAAAAUGUCGUUUAGAUCCUGAUGCAAUGGCACGAACUGCUCAAACAUUGGAACGUCUACAGAAACUGAUGGACACCAGCAUUCCCGCCGUAAAAUCGCCCUACUCUGACGGAACAAUGACCUUAGAGGAAGCGAUUAAAGCAGGCAUUCUUAACGUUCAGCAAGGCGAGUUCUGGAAUCCUAGGACAGCAGAAGUGGUGCCCCUAACGGCGGCGUUCAAGGCAGAGAAGGUCAAUCCUCAUGCUGCCAUGUCGUUACUGGACGCCCUUGAUAAGUUGUCAUUACAGCAAGCCAUCGAUGAUGGAUACAUUGACCCGACCACGGGUGAGUUUAUCCCCAGUGAAAGAGCCAGACCAAUCUCCAUACAAGAGGCUAUAGGCAAGGGACUUCUGAACUUGGAUAACGUCUUCGUGGUAGACAAGGAUAAUGACAAUAUUGUUUCACUAGGGACACUCGUAGCGUCUGGGAAGUUUGAUCCGGCGACAGGUACCGUGAUCGAUCCGAACACUGGACAAAAUCUGUCUCUAGCUGAAGCCAUUGCACGCGGUGUCAUUGAUGCUGGUAUUCGUCCAGACCAAUUUAUCGACUCGUCUGUCACACUGAAAGAGCUAAUAGAUUCCGGCAAAGUCAAUCCAAGAACGACGGACUUCUGUGCUCCAAACGACCACAAAAUGUCGCUGCGUGAUGCUCUAGCUAAUGGAUUCCUAACAAUGAACUCUAAGGUGAAGAUGGACCAUGAGUCCGGCUGUGUUGUUCUAGGGUCCGAUGAAGAGGUAGUUAAGGCAUUAGUAGACAUCCGGGAAAACUCAGAAUGGCUACAUGGUAUAGAGCAGGCCCUUGUGUCCAGACAGAAACCCAGCCAGCGACUUGAGCGGAUCAGACUUCAGAAGGAUGCCACUGAGGCACUGAAAACAGAGAUUGCAAACCAUGAACCGGAAGUGACGUCAUCCAUUAAGCAAUCUGAGGAGUUGAUCGAAAACAACAAAUCUCAGAUGAAGGAAGAUGGUGCUCAACAGCUGCAGAAGCUACGCUUCAAUGUGUCGGAUCUCAAAGUCCGCUUCGACGCGGCCUUUGGCGAGACCAGAAGUAGAUGUACAAGACUGGACAAGAUGGCCGAUGACCUUGAGGAGUUUUACAAUUCUCUCCAAGACCUCGACCAAUGGCUUGACACGGCCAUCGAGAAAUCUCAGGACUUACAAGCAUCACGUGAUGACCCGGAAGUGCAACACAGAGAAUACAAGGAUUUCGUGGAGGAAUUACAAGAAAAGGAAAUGGAGAUGAUGCAAACAUUUCAGAUGGCUGACAGCUUUAGAGACGGCUCUCAGGAUUUCGAAAGGGAAGCUGAAACAUACAGACAGAAAAUCAAUGUGCUACCACCAAUCAGUGAGGAGGCUGACAAUGACGUCAUCGAUGACGAAAUCGAGGCUCUCGAAGCGAAGUACAAGGAUAUUUCCAGAGAUUGCACCAAACAGCUAGAUAAAUUAUCUGCAAUAAUGAAAAUGAAGAAAACGUUUGAUGAUCUGAACGAUAAACUAAAUGGGAUGUAUCCUGGCAUUGAGAAUAAGUUACGUGGUGUAAAUGAGGAGGAAUUUGGAAGAGUUCCAGAAAGAGAUACAAAAGACUUGUAUACGUUAAAAGACCUUAAAGCCGAACUCAUUGGCCAGGAACGUCGACUAAAAGACAUCACCCAAAUGGGUGAUAAGUUGUGUAAAAGUUUGAAUGAUAUGAACAUGAAGAAAAAGUCGGACGAAGUGCAAAAGUCAGUGCAGGAUCACAAACAGAUUCAUGAGGUGUUACAAAAGGAAAUUGCUGGCAAGGAGGAGCAGCUGGAUGCUGCAGUGUCUCAACAACAGAAUGUUCUAAACCGCCUAGACGGCCUUUAUGAUUGGAUGACAGAGUCCGAGAAUAUCCUCAAUGAGAAAAAACAGAUCAGUCUUGAAAAAGACCGCAUGGCGCAGCAACUCAAAGAACAAAGACUUAUGAAUGCAGAAAUUGAAAGCAAUAAGGCAUUAUUAGAAAGACUUUCUGCUGAAGCAGGCGAUAUGUCAAAUGGAGAUGAUGCUCAGAAGACAGUGUUUGAUCUUUCGGAAAGAAUCAUGGACGUAGAUGAGAAGGCAGAACACUUUACACAUGAACUUGAGGAUGUUGUUGGCAUGGUCAAUGACCUCGAGGCUGACAUUGGUCAGAUGGACGGAUGGUUGACUGAUUCUGUUGCAUCACUUAAAUCCAGAAAUAGGGGCACGAGUCAGAAAGCGACUAAAGCGCGCGUGGAUGAACUGUAUCAGGAAAAACGGGAAAGAGAAAUUGACAUGGAAAAUCUGAGGGCAGCCGCUAAGCGAGUGAUGGAUGACGAACGGGUUUGUGACCAGUUUGCCCUCAAAGAGUGUCUUGGAGAGGUAGAGGGCAAGUGGCACGAACUCACCGAGCACCUCGUACAGCAAGUGUCGCUAGAGGCGUUGACAGAAAUAGACGGCAUGUUGAAAUACCUAGACAAGGCUGAAAAUGAAAUCAACACAGCGGAACCGAUCAGCAUAGAACCAGACACGCUCACUGUGCAGUUGAAAGACCAUCUCUCCUUUAACGACGACUUGAAUCAAAAACGUAAUGCAGUGAAGGACAUUAUCAACAAAUGCAAUAGAAUGCUUCGUGAAACGACAAACUCACAAACGGAUGAAAUAAAAACAAGGUUAGAUAGUAUUCGUACUCAGGCCGACAUCGUGUGUCAGCUGAGUGCUGAAAGGCUGCAUCAGUUGGAAGCGGCCCUACCAUUGGCUACACACUUCAGCGAGAACCAAACAGAAAUCCAAGGGUGGUUGGACGAAAUGGAGGCUGAUAUCAAAUCGCAGGGGACGCCGGGAGAAAACCUGGAACAAGUGCGAAAGCAACUGGAUACUCUCAAGAGUUCCCUACAGAAGGUGGAUGACCACAAACCCUUCAUUGAUGAUCUGAACGACACUGGCCUGGAGCUGAUGGAGUUAUGUGGGGACGAUGAUGCUGGGGAGAUUCAGAAUAAGCUAAUCGGCUAUAAUGGACGUUAUGAGAAGCUAAAGGGAUUAUCGAAAGAGAAGGAGCAGGAACUGACCAAGUCUCGUACUCUCAUGACCCAGGAUGUGUCUGACUCACUAGACAAUCUCCUGGACGAUUUGUCGAACCUCAACAGAAAUAUCAGUACCGCUAAUCCUAUACCCGCCAACCCAGACAAACUCAAAGAUGAACUGAAGGAAAACCAGGUGUUGAUGACCGACCUUGAGCGCCUCAAACCUUCACUUGUCAGUGUGGAGGAGUCUGUCAAGAGGAUGCUUGCACAGGGCAUGGACGAUCAAGCGGAUGGUGAUGAUCUCAAACAAAAGGUGACAGAGAUAGCUACUCUGAACAACCAGAUCAGGGAUGGCUCUCUAAAACGAGAUAGGGCACUUAUGGAAGCCUCUCAAGUAGCGGACCGUUUCUUUGACGUGUGUGCGGAUACAAUGUCUAACCUACGAGACCUUAAGGAUAACCUGUUGUCACAGGAGCCCCCUGGUAUCGAUCCAGCUACAGUGAAAGAACAACAAAAGGAAUUAAAGGACCUCCGUAAGGAGUUAGGAAAGUCCCGACUGUCCCUUGAGGAGUGUCGAGAGUCCGGAGAAAAAUUAAGCGGUCUUUGUGGGGAUCCGGGACUCGUUGAGAUCCGGAAACAGCUUGAGGACAUACACAACAUCGCUGACGAUGUUCACGAUAUAGCGCGUGACCGUGAAGACGACCUUAAGAGCGCCCUCACUCACGCAGACAAAUUCCAAAACCUUCUUGACUCCGUUACGGCAUGGCUUCCGAUGUCAGAACAUCAGCUUGACUCUCUGAAGCCUGUCUCAUCUCAACCUGAGAUUGUCAAACAACAGAUCGAUGAACUCAAGGUUUUUGCUGGCUUUUAUGAUACACAUUGGAGUGCGAAAUCCCAAAUUCAUCCGCAUGUGGUUGACAUGCAGCAGUUGAAUCAAGAGUUAUCUACCCUGAAGGACAUGUCACCGAUAGCAGCAGAGUCUCUACAUAGACCAGUAGAUGAUGUAAAUGGUCGAUGGAACGCGGUUCUUAAAACGAUAUCGGAUAGAGAGGCGAAGUUGAAAGCUAUGCAGUUGAAGUUAGGAGAAAUAGAGGAAGGCAUGGAUGAAGCUAUCGACUGUCUCACGCAUGUUCAUGAAGACCUGGCUACCUUUGAUGAUGUUUCAGGCGAUCCGAAAUGUCUUGAGACACACAUGAAAAAAUUACAGUUACAACUUAGUGACUUGAAAGCCCAGGAGACCAACUGCAAAAACCUAAGUAAUGCUGUAACCAAGUUACUAUCACAAGAAUCAGAGGACAGCCCAGCAUUAAAGGAGAAACGUGACGUCAUGAAUGACCUCAUGAGAGCCGCGCAGGCAAACGGCAAAGACAAAGAAGCAAAGCUCCAAGAGCGUCUCAGACAAGUAAAGAAAUACCUUGGGGAUGUCGACGAUCUCCUCCAAUGGGUUAACGACCUUAGAAUGGAACUCAAAUCGGUGUCUCCGUUUGGUGCACUUCCGGAGACAUCGAAGACUCAAUAUGAUGCUUAUUUGGCCCGUUACGAAGCGUUCAAUGACAAAGAUGAAAUGAGCCAGGCGCUGAUCGCCAAGGGACAGAAGAUGAGCGAGAAGUGUGAUCCUGAUGAUGUGACACAAAUCUGUGACCGUCUGAGGAAGCUCAAGGACAGAUGGAAUGAUACUAAAGACCGUGCACAAAAACGAAAGGAGAAAUUGUCUGAACAUCUGGAAAACGUAGAUGAGUUCCAUGGCACUCUAAAAACGUUUACUGAUUGGCUGAACAACGCAGAAAUUGCCAUGCGUAACUUUAAAUACCCAAGCAAGCUAGUAGACAGAGUCACGGUACAGCUCGAGGAACAUAAUAAAAUGAAAAUGGAACUAGAUCAACAUUCCGAGCGAAUGCAGACAUUGGACAGAACCGGAAGUUACCUAAAACAUUUCUGUCGGAAGCAGGAUACUAUUUACAUAAAAAAUCUCCUGGUGGGCAUACGGUUACGAUGGAAGAAACUCCUUCGAAGAACUGACGAAAGAGGGCGUCUUCUCACGCAUGCGCAUAGGGAGGAUAAAAGGUUCUACGAUGCCUGGAAGGGUCUUUGUGAUUGGCUAGACGAAAGUUCAAAGACAGUGGCAAGGUUCAUGUCGCCCGUGGCCAAGGGGUCAGCUACGAAAGAGAACAUCGAUGACUUGAAGCGGUUCCAACACGAGCUCGCCGGUAAACACACGACCUUCUACUCCGCCACUAGACUUGGUCGGAACCUCAAGGACAGGUGCACCAAGUCUGAUCCAGAGAGGGAGGUGCUGCAACAGAUGUUAGAUGAUCUAAAAGAUAAAUGGAACUCAGUUAGAUCCGUGAUAUCGAGAAGCCAGAACAAGCUGGACGAGGCGCUACUAACGUCGGGGCGGGUGACGGACGCUCUGACGUCACUGCUGGAAUGGCUUGGCAAGGCAGAGGCAACCCUAGCAGAGGAUCAGCCCGUCCUCGGCGACCUGGAUACCAUACACAUGCUCAUUGAGCAGCACAAGGGUAUGCAACAGGAGCUGGGGGCCCGGGAACAGACCGUGGCAGCAAUGAAAGCUGCCGGAAAUGUAUCAGCGUCGCAUCUAGAGGAGUUGGAGACCACCUGGGAUCGAGUCAACCGACUCAGCGACCACCGUGAAAACAAACUUCGGGACUCCCUCCAACUGGCGGAGGAAUUCCAAGAUGUCGUCCAGGUGAUGCGCGAGUUCUUACCCCAGGCAGAAGCUGAGCUGAAAUACAGAGCGCUCCCUGACGACGAGGUGGCUAUAAUUCAGCUUAUCGAAAAACAUGAGAAAUUCCAAGAAGAUCUCAGGAAUCACCAGGAUUGUGUAGAUAAAAUCAAACUUUUAGCAGAAGAAAUUUUACAAAACUGUCAUCCAAACGCCAUACGAUUUGUGAAAUAUUACCUCACCAUUACACAGACAAGAUGGGACCAGUUAUUACAACGAGCAAAGAACAGGGGUCAAAGGUUACAGGAAGCACUGCGCAGCAUCCAAGGUAACGCCGCUUUGGUCGAAGAUCUGUUGGCCUGGCUAACGGACGCGCAGGUCCUCCUGUCCACCAAGGAGCGUGACCCAAUUCCAGAUGACCUCAAGGUCGUGGAGGAUCUCUAUAAGGAUCACGUGGAAUUCCACGACGAAAUUACCAGUAAAAAUAAUGACGUAGAGCGAUUAACCAAAAUUAUAAAUUCGGAACCUAAAUCGCCCGGACGUAUUCACGGCAGCAAUAUGAAGUUAAAUGAAAACGACAUAUUCAAUCCACGGGUGAUAACUCUACAGAACAAAUGGAGGAUUGUGUGGCGAAUGUCUGUUGAUCGAAAGAAGAAUUUACAGGAUGCGCUUGACACGUUACUAGAGUUGGAGAGCUUUAAAACGUUUGACUUUGGUGUGUGGAAGGCUAAGUAUCUGAAUUGGAUUAAGGCCAAAAAGAUGCGGGUUACCGACUUCUUCAGACGACAGGAUAAACGAGGAGAUGGAUUAUUACUCAGGGACGACUUUGUUAACGGGAUGCUUAUAACACGUUUCCCCACAAAUCGAACAGAGCUCCACGCUGUAUUUGAUAUAUUUGAUCGAGAUGGCAGAGAUGUAAUAGAAUACAAGGACUUCAUCGAGGCAUUAAAACCAACAAGACAUCAAAAGACCCGUCUGAACAGUAGUAACCGCCAGAUGACGGACGCCGAGUUGAUUCAUGAUAACGUUGAGAAAGAGAUAUCUGGUUGUCAGUGUAGGAAUUCGUUCAGGGCGGAGAGGCUUUCAGAGGGAAAAUACAGGUUCGGCGAGAAACAGAACAUCCGACUUGUGCGGUUCCUUAACAGUACUGUGAUGGUCCGAGUAGGCGGAGGCUGGGUUACACUAGAUGAGUUCUUGGAAACAAAUGACCCUUGUCGAGCAAAAGGACGAUCUAAUUUUGACCUCAGGGAUACCCUCUCACCAGACGGACAGACCAGUUUCCGGACCCGAAAGGGUAGUGGCACGUUUGGCUAUAAAUCCAAACUUAACGAUACAGGAUAUGCUUCGUCCGUCUCCUCAGCCGGAAGUUCUGGGGACCGUUCAUUGCGCCGAAGUAGGGUGACUUCCUCAAUGGUCAAUCUUUCUGGGGCAGGUGGUUCACUCUCAGUCAACAGGAUUCACAAAAAUGCAGACUUUGGGUCGACUGGAAGUCUCACGAGAACGAAGCGCCUAAGCACAUCAUCCACUAACGUGAACUCGCCAACCAGCACGCGCACGCGCAACCCAUCGACGCCGACGCAAUCUAGACUUAACAAUACGAUAUCAAGGUCGACAACUCCUCAACCUACUCCGACCUAUGUCUCACGUUCAAAGACGCCGACACCUCGGUCGUCGUCGUCUUCCCGUCCACCGGGUACUCCAAACAGGACAACAUCUACCCCCACCCCUAAAACAUCUACCCCGACCCGCACAGGUCGUACGACACCCACGUUCACUGGCAGAACGACCCCUUCGGGUCGGACUACGCCUACUAUGUCAAAUGGACCUGGCAACACCAGAAGACUUCCGUCAACACCAAAGAAUGCUCGGUGAUUGAUUGAGAAAUAGUCGAAAUACGCAUGCGUGAACGGAUAUUGAUUGUGUGAACAUAUGCAAAAUGACCUUCUGGGAAUGUGUGUUUGCCGGGUAUGAUAGUGAGGAGUUACAUAUGUAUUAGUGCAGAAUUUGUUGUAUGUUACAUUGUGUCAGAGUGCGAAGGACUCUGCAGUUAUUGUUGAUAGUGUGUGUAUAUGAUGUGACAACAGAAUGCAAUACUACCCCAUGGCAUUUAGUUAACACGAAGGCGAAACCAACAAAUCAUUCACAUACACUGUGGAGGAACCGGACCAAAACCCGAUAACAUGUUAUCUGUAUGACUUCCAUGAGAGUGUUUCAAGUUCAAGGUUUCAGGAUUACUGGACAAAGCCGAUAUAGAUUUGUGUUCUUGAAAACAAAUAUAAUGAACUGAUGAUUCCAGACGUUAUUGCAAUGUCACGUGACGUAGCAAAAGAAAGCAAUUGCAUGGAAGACGAAAGAGAGGAAAUACACACAUUUGUCUUUCAAUUCAUAUUUUUAUACCCAGAUAUUAUUUUUAAUGGACCAGGAAGUGAUUCGUGUUCGACGUGAUUGCACAGUGCUUGAUCAGACGCCUGAAAGGCGUUUUGAUUGGCUAGAGAAUAUCAAUCAUACUUGUGGGGGUUAUAUACGGGGAAAUACGUCUAGAAGUCACUUUAUAGAAUUAGCUUAUGUACCAAGCAAAGUUAUUCAAAAUAUACUGCCGUUUUGUUGAUAUCUGUAUUUAAAUUCAAUUUAGUGUAUAUUAUAUUCGUUUAUAUUAUGUUACAGUAAAACUCGAAAAAAGAAUGUCUCAAUUAUUUCGUUCUUUGAGAUGAAUGUCUCAUUCAUAUACUGUCGUUAUAUUUAAGAGCUUUGGCAUAUUAUAGCCACAGUGUAUGGUCGUUUGGACACAGCGAAAAACUGUGACGCAUACUUUUACCGAAAAAAUUACAAUGCUAAUUGUAGUUUAACUUGUACAUUCCACGAACAUUUAAAUAUAACUGGGUUAACUAAAAUGACUAAUUGCUCAUUUUGAAUAACCAUUAUUACACUUAUAUUGUUUUAAGGCAGGAACUAUUUGGCGUUUGACAUUAUAAACCGCAAAUCAAUUUAUUUAUACUUUGCGAAUAUUUAUUUGAGCGAUUUCACAGCAAACGAUUUAUUCGCGAGGACUUGACUCGCAAACGAAAAAUGACAGAUUAUGUUCAUUGAUCAAUGAAAGUAAAAUUUCUACAAAUAUUUUUCGAAACAAAUAUAUUUGAAAUCACGACAAAGCUCUCGCAAAUUUAAGCGAAAAUAAUAUAUCGCAAAAGAUCCUUUACAUUAUAUGUGGCGUUAAUUGCAGGAUUGUAGGUGCUAGUUGUACGAGGAAAGUGUUUACAUGACGUUCGACUUCUGUGUCAGUCCUUAAUGAUAUCUAUGCAACUUCUUAUGCAUAUCAUAGAUCUUUCACAGAUGUGAUAAGAUUAGUUGAAUAAUUUAAGAUAAAUAAAUGAAUAAAUGUUUUCCAAGAGCCUAAAAUUGUUCAGUUACUUUUCUUAGGAAACAUUUAAAGUUAUGUUAAUUAAAAUGACAAUAAACAUUAAAAUUAUAUAUGAAAUCAAAAUAUUUUAUAUGAGAUUCGAGAGAUAUUUUGUAUAUAUUCAGAGGAACCUCGUUAGUCUACACAAUGAAUGAAUGAACCAAAAAUAUUGAAUACUUCCUACUUAUUAUUGUUCGGAACUGUCGGGGUAUAGACUAACGUGAUUUCACUGUAUAAUGAUAUUUUACAUUUGUUUCAUUCCUGCAUGAACAAAUAAUCAUGCGAUUCACCUAUAUGCUUUUAUUAUAUACCAUUACGAUGUUUUCAUGACCACAUUGACCGUACAUAUCAUCAUUCCAGUCACCUCAUUGGGCCCGGCAUUGUAUAGAAUCUACGUCAUACUUAAUGUAAUAAUAAAACAAUCUUAAUAUG